UGCUCCGGCGGUUGCGGGUGGCAUCGGGGCUGCGGGGCGCCGUGAACCACGCCGCGCCCGAGCAGAAUCCGGCCCGCCGCCCCCAUGCCCACCGGCUCCGCAGAAACUGCAGUGACGGGGACGUUGAUGUGUCGGCAAGUGCUUGCAGCUGGAAAGGAGCUGCCUGGCCCGGCAGAGCCCGUCUAUUUGACUGUCCCCUGGAGAAAGCCACUGUCUCACUGAAGAGCUGCUCGGACAGCUGGCAGAGCCAUGUGCAAGAAAGAUGAGGGCACCAAGAAGCCUGCUGUGGAGGCUGCGCCAGACCAGCGCUGGAAGCUCCAGGUCUUUUACCUGUGCUUCUAUGGGUUCAUGACACAGAUCCGGCCUGGGGAAAGCUUCAUCACCCCUUACCUGCUGGGGCAAGACAAGAACUUCACAGAGGUGGAGGUAACCAACGUGAUCACGCCAGUGUUGACGUACUCCUACACGGCCGUGCUGGUGCCCGUCUUCCUGCUGACCGACUACCUGUGUUACAAGCCAGUGCUGGUGCUGCAGAGCCUGAGUCACAUCUCCAUCUGGCUGCUCCUCAUUCUGGGCACCUCUGUCCUGGCCAUGCAGCUCAUGGAGUUCUUCUAUGGCGUCACCAUGGCUGCCCGCAUUGCCUACUCCUCCUACAUCUUCUCCCUCGUUGCCCCGUCUCGCUACCAGCGCAUGGCCAGCUACUCACGCUCCUCUGUUCUCAUGGGUGUCUUUGCCAGCUCAGUGCUGGGGCAGCUCUGUGUCACCCUGGGUGAUGUCCCCUUCCUCACGCUCAACUAUAUCUCACUAGGCUUCAUGAGCUUCGGCCUCAUCCUCACACUCUUCCUGGAGCGGCCCAAGCGCAGUCUCUUCUUCAACCGGGUGGAGGCAGAUUGCAAUGGGGCUGCACCCGCAGAGCUAGACAAGAUGGCCAAGGGGGGUGAUGAGGGGACACGGGGCUGGCGCGAUGCAGUCCUGUGCCGCAUGCUGAGGGAAGUGGGCACAGUGGCCAAGCAGCCACAGCUCCGGCUCUGGUCCCUUUGGUGGGUCUUCAACUCAACUGGCUACUACCUGAUCCUGUACUAUGUGCAGAUCCUCUGGAACGAGAUCUAUCCUGCCAGGGACAACCGCAGGGUGUACAAUGGAGGGGUGGACGCCGCAUCUACAUUGUUGGGGGCUGUUGCAUCCUUCGCAGCCGGCUAUAUGAAGAUCCAUUGGGCGCUGUGGUCGGAGCUGGUGAUCGGGGCUGUGACGGCCUUCCAGGCAGGGCUGCUCUUGCUCAUGAACACCACCAGCAACAUCUGGCUGUGCUACACCGCCUACGUGCUCUUCCGCGGCUCCUACCAGUUCCUGGUACCUAUUGCCAUUUUCCGGAUUGCUACCUCCCUUUCCAAAGAGCUUUGCGCCCUGGUUUUUGGGGUCAACACCUUCUUUGCCACUGUGCUGAAGACCAUCAUCACCAUUAUUGUGGCUGACAAGAGGGGCUUGGGCCUCUCUGUGCAUCCUCAGUUUUAUGUGUACUUUGGCUACUUCACGCUGCUUGCAGUGGCCUACCUGCUGGCUGCCAUCAGUGUGGGCGUCCGGCACAGCCGCCACAAGCAGCCCACGGAGCUGGCCUUCGCUAAGGAGCUGCACCAGCCCACUACUGACGGGCCAGCGGAGGAGAAGAGCCCAGAGGCAGGCACCAUGCAAGCCUGAGCACCAGCCCCAUGUCCUCACCGUGCCUGGCUGGGCUUGGUGCUGAGGACAGUCACGGACCAUUCAGGCUCCCUUGGAGCAGCGGUGUACUUGUGGCCCCAUUGCUAGCCCAGCCUCACUCAGCAGCAGGGCUAGGAGCCCAUGGCCUGUUCCUUGCCCCUCCAUGGGUGCCCGCUGUCCCACAAAGUGGUUUGCGGCUCUUAAUAAACGAGUAUCAUCAUGCUGUGGUGUGCCUCAUCUCCCACCUGCCCAGCCCACCAGCAGCCCCAGCACUGUCCCAUUGAGAAGAUACCUACUGGGAUCUCUUUUUUGCCCAGCUCUUUCAUUAUGGCCAGGGAAAUGUUCCUAUCCAGCACUCUUUUGGGAUCUGCUAGGAGCUGGUCUGGUCUCUGAGUGUGAAAAUCUAAUGCAGAGCCACCAACCUGUACUGGGGCUUGUUCCUUCGCUCUGUUUUUGGAGCUGAGGAGGCCCCAAACACAACCAGAGCCAGAGCCAGGAUGCCCAAGGUGGUGUCACAGCCUAAACCAGAGCUACCUCUAGGUGCUGUGUGAGGUAGACAGUUGGAGUCUGUGGUCUCCUGGCUGCUGGCUCCCCAUCCUCCUGCUCAGCCUCAUGGAGCCACAUUACAAGAGGAUAACAUUUCUUUAUUCAGUGCCUUUAGAAAAUGGUUUAUAGGACACAACCAACAAAAAAUAUAAAGCUCCACAGGCUUUAAAUCGCAUUAAUUACACAAAAUACAGUAGAUGGUAAGAAAUAGAGACCAUGUGACUCGCACAGCUUUUAUGGUAAGAAUUUCUAUACAAUAAUAAAAAGCUAGUUACAGACUUA
Messenger RNA from Rhea pennata, 2523 nucleotides. It is a transcript of the gene SLC19A1, whose product is annotated as solute carrier family 19 member 1. Gene Ontology annotation, molecular function: folate:monoatomic anion antiporter activity; folic acid binding. The record is from RefSeq and is a predicted model, not a curated record. Gene Ontology annotation, cellular component: apical plasma membrane; basolateral plasma membrane; plasma membrane. Lineage: Eukaryota; Metazoa; Chordata; Aves; Rheiformes; Rheidae. The transcript is spliced from 6 exons. Gene Ontology annotation, biological process: folate transmembrane transport. The coding region runs from base 250 to 1695 and encodes 481 amino acids.